Molecule: messenger RNA, 3093 nt
Organism: Dacryopinax primogenitus
Lineage: Eukaryota; Fungi; Basidiomycota; Dacrymycetes; Dacrymycetales; Dacrymycetaceae
Exons: 6
Coding region: 10-3093 (1027 amino acids)
Biological process (GO): spindle assembly; mitotic cell cycle; meiotic cell cycle
Cellular component (GO): spindle pole; equatorial microtubule organizing center; centrosome
Molecular function (GO): gamma-tubulin binding; microtubule minus-end binding
Source: RefSeq, a predicted model, not a curated record
UACGACAACAUGUCUGCUCAAUCCAGUCAGGCGGUCUACAGAGAACAGUUAGCAGAAACUCUGGUGUCCCAACUUACUCAUGUCGCCAGAGACUCGGAUGUGGACAUCUUCUCCACGCUUUGCGCGACGAUGCGGCGGACCCUGCGGAAUGCGAAGACUGGGACCGUGUCUGAUAUGUUCGAAAUGGACAACAAGUUCAAAGGACUGAUUCAGAAGGCGAGAAUCAAGUCCCAAGAUGAUCUCGCAAAUGCUUUGGAACAUACGUAUUCCGCAUUGCGUGCAGAUGUUGAGGAGCGGCUUCCCAUGGAGUUGGGGAUUAAGAUGGCAACUCUGCCGGACCAUCUACAAUUCCUGAUAUGCCUAUCACUUCCUCCCGCCCCCGCGACACAUACCUACGCCUCCAUUGUUCUCGACAAGGCCAAAGAUCCCUUUCGCAUCCCAAGCGCGUUGACAUGGGAAACUAUCAUUGCAGAGGAGCCCUUCGAGGGACAACACUGGGAGAAGCUCGCCUCUGAACCUCAUCCCGGGAAAGGCAAACGACGUUCGAAUUCUUGGUCCUCUUCUGGCUCGGGAGACGUGCUGACAGGCGAAGAUGACCUACACUCCACUCCAACUUCACCAUCCACUACAUUUUCGUCCAUCAAGAAGCAACAGGACAAUUUGGAAGACUUCGUCAGUCCCUCCGAACUCGCUGCUGCGACAGCCCAAAUGGAGUUGGAUGACAUGUUGGAUCGCCAAUAUUGGAAGGAACAUUGGCGAAUUGAUGUGGACCUCCACGAACCAUUCGACUUGUCAAAGGCAGAAACGCUUGGACCAACUCUCAUGGGGAUUUCAGCACGAAUCUAUGAAGUAGCAGGACGAUUUUCUGUGCCAAGCCGUGGGAGUUUCAUAAAUGAAGUGGAUGCUGUGCGCGAAGUCUUGCUCGCUCUCCAAGGGCUCGAUAACAAUCUCCUAGUCCUGCGAUCAUCAUCCGAACACGGUCUACCCGCUGUUGAAAUUCACCGCUCUGCGCCUCUCGUCGUCCACUUAACUUCCACAACAUACUUUUCGCUCUUGACCACCUUCGCCUCAGCAGCAGUCAUCCCAUCUCGACUGCAUCACUUUCUCGGGAUAUUAGGUUGCAGGUGGCGAGGAUCAUCUCACAACCCCGUCUCCCUCACCGCCGAAGCGUUCGCCCAAGCCGUAGACGAGCAAAUUCGAAGUUUUCGUUCGUGGUGUUCUGACAAAGAGCACGCGCUCUGCAUUGCUCAAGCCGGUGGUGGGCCAUCAAUAGCUGUCAGCUUGCUCAGUCUAUCUCAUGAAGUCGAGGAACGAAUAUCCAUUCUGAGUCUACUGUUGGACAUUGUAACACAGCUUCACGAAACGGCUUCGUCAGAGCAAGGAGAACUGGAAAUGAUGGACGAAGUAAUUUUCGGCAUACCACCUCUCGUCUUAUCAAGCAGCCUUCUAGAUCUUUUGUUCGCUGCCUACAAGACGCAGUAUAGCUUGGCAAAUGAGAUCAAUGCGAAGAUUCUUCUCCAGAUAUUCGUCGCAGUAGCCCAGCCAAUCUGGAAAGCGACAUCCGAUUGGCUAUUGGAAGGAAAAUCCGGAGAACUGAGGUACGAAGAGGAUGAAGUUAUCUCUAUCGACACUGGGGAUUUCUUCGUCCGCCACGAUGGAGAAGUCUUGAUGUCGGACCCAUCAUUCUGGCGUUUCGCGUAUACCGUCCACAUGUUGCCCCGUAAGAAAGACGACGAGUCUAUUCCUGCAUUCCUUCGAUCCAUAUCGGCCGAUAUUUUGGCUGCCGGCAAAGCGAAAGCGUUGCUGAUCGCCUUGGAGCACGGAGCUGCUAUCGUCUCAGCCCCUCGGCCGUUGUCCGAUCUCCUUGUUCAGUCUAAAGAAGAGUUGUGGGAGCCUCGCGACCUGGAAGCUGCCGUACGACAACAUCUUCUCCCGAUGUGCUUGCUCUCUCAACAACAGCUAUAUACCAUCGUGGUGGACACCUGUCGGAUGUGGCACCAUUUGGCUGCCAUCGAGGACCUUUAUUUGUUUCGCCGCGGCGACGUCAUGGACGAUUUUGCUGAUGCACUUUUCACACGCCUAGACACUCGGCAUAUAUGGUUUGACUUCCAUGCUGUGAACGCAACAUUCCGGGAUCUUCUUGCGACGCGGCAGCAGAAUAAUGUUGACGCCUCCCUCGUGCGCUUUUGGUACACCAAGCCGCGUGAAGAUGCCGCUGCGAGGAUGACCAGAUGUCUAUCAGGCCUUUCCGUGACGUACGAGGUCCCUGUUCCCCUGCUGUACCUCUUGACACCCGAUUCUCUGCUGAAAUAUUCAACAAUCUUCGCCCUGGUCAUGCAAGUACGGCGUGCGAAGCGAUUGAUUGACAAUAUCAUCGUCCGUCGCGGUCUUGGAUCUCGGCUGGACUUACUGGAAGAACGUCCGGCAGAAGAAAUGAAGAAUUUCUUUGGGCUACGAAGCAAACUGGGCUGGUUUCUGAACACCCUGACGUAUUUCCUAUACACUACGGUGAUCCAAAGCCAGCUCCAGACGUUCCACAAAACCUUGGAGGCCGCUCGUAACCUCGAUGAAAUGAUCAAACUUCACGACCAGCACCUCGAGAGUCUGUCGACCCGAUGUCUGUUGUCUGAGUCUACAGCGUCUUUGCACCGAGCUCUCCUGAAUGUGCUGGACAUCGCCCUGCGUUUUGGCGACUGCUAUAAUGCGCUGUCCAGUGAUCCCCUUGAUGGGGCUCGUCGAGUAGGCGUGAACCAAGAUCGCCGAAAAGGAAGAACGAGGCGUCAGCGCCGACACCUGCGAAAACAGGAUUUCGUCGGUUAUGCGGAACAUAUCCCUCACGUCUCGGACUCCGAGUCCUCGGAUUCGGACGUCGACGAAGUGCCAGACGUGUCUUUCGCAGAUCAAUCAAUGUCUCUGGCCGCUGUAUCUUUUGCGGACGAGAAUCUCGGAACUCGAGUGGAGCACAUGUCAAACGAACUAGACAAACUUGUACGUUAUAUCCGAAGAGGUGCAGAGAAAUUAGGCGCCGAAGGAGGCCAAGACUCAUCCUCCUUCGAGGCGCUGUCCUUCUCACUUUGCGAUUGGGAUUUAUGA